Molecule: messenger RNA, 9880 nt
Organism: Paramecium pentaurelia
Lineage: Eukaryota; Ciliophora; Oligohymenophorea; Peniculida; Parameciidae
Source: the annotation of a GenBank genome assembly
AUGUUAUAUUAAAAUUCGAUUAUAAAACAAUUUAAAUUCAUGAAAAUAGACAUAACUAUUCUUCUGAUUCUUGUAUCAAUAACUGUAAACAUUAAAUUAAUAAAAGUAGAAUGAGGAAUCUUAAGAGUUCAUAACAGGUUGUUAGACUGUAUAGAAUCCUUGUUUAAAAAAAUGUGAAGAAGGAUAUUAGCUAUGUGAAGAUAACAAUAAUAUAAGAUGUGAGUAUGGCUAUUUUAAAUUAAAUAUUAAGAAUGAGAAUUAUUGUGUGAGAUGGUAUUGAAUAUGAUUUUAAAAUAAAAAGUCCAUUAUCAAAUGUGGAUGAAAUGAUGUACUUAUGUAUGGAUUGCCGAGAGAAUUCAGAAACUUGGUAAAAUUCAAGAUAAUGCACAUACAAUUAUGCUAUAACAGAUGGGGAUAAAUAUGGGGCAUUUAGAAAGAUUAAAAUACUUGAAACUUAAAUUUUUAAUAUACAUGAAGUAUUAUCAGAAGGAGUAAAGAAUAGUUAUGAAACUGAAUUAUGUGUAGGAUGUUUAGCAUUUUGUGAUGAGUAAAAUAAUGAAGAUGAAGAAGAAGAAUGUAAUAUCUUAUCAGAUCAGGAUGAUAUUAUACAUAUUGGAGUAAUAUGUUCUGAUGGUUAUUAUUUUGAAAAUAAUCUGUGUAUAACUUGUCCAUUUGAUAAAUGCAAAUUAUGUGAUAAUUAAGCAUGUUUUGAAUGCUUUGAAGGUUAUACAAUUGAUUACACUUAAAAAUGCAUACCAUGUUUUUAAGGUUGUGCAAAAUGUGAGUAUUAUAAUGGAAUUAUAUGUUUAGAGUGUAUUAAAGAGUAAGAUAAUUAUUUAGUAUUGAUAUAGGGUGGACUAGAUUGUUCAUAAUGUGAUUAUUAAUGUAUAAGAUGUUAAGUUAUAUAUGUGAAUGGAAUAGAAUAAAAACGAUGUACUCAAUGUAAAAAAGGUUAUAUUGUAAAUAAUCAAGGAUCUUAAUGUGAAUACUAAUAAAAUAAUGAUUGUGAAAUAGGAUACUAUGAAUAUUCAAAAGAUGGAAUCAAUAAAUUAUAGACAUAUAAUUUAGACUUUGAAAUUGUUGUAGAUUAUUCAUCUAAAUAAAAAUGUUAUAAAUGUAAAUCAGGAUAUAAAUUAACAGAUGGACAAAUUUGUACUAUAUAUAUAGAUCCUGAUUGUAGUACUCUUGAUUAAGAUAAAAAUUUAUGUUUAGAAUGCAAAGAUAAUAAAGUACUUAAAUAUGAAAAUGGAAUUACUUUAUCUAAUUCUUGUAUUACAGAUUAAUAUUGCAAUAAAAAGAUUAAAUAUUGUAUAUAAUGCAUUUCAUAUAUUAUCAAUUCCAUUCAAUAAUAUUAAUGUAUUAAAUGUCAAAAAGGAUAUUAUCCUGAUAUCUUUACUAAUCUAUGUUUACAAUGUUAAUCUAGAUGUGAUGAAUGUUGGUAAUAUACUAAUAGUUAUAAUAUAACUGCAUAUUUACAAUUACAAUUAGCUGGAAUAGAUUAUGAUUAAUUUAAAUAAGAUUUAGAACUUAUUAAAAUUGAAAAACUUAAUGAUCCCUUAUGUUCAAUUUGUCAAUUAGGAUUCAAUUUAUACAACAAUUAAUGUAAAGGUUGUACUGAUAGUUGUGUUCCUGAAAGUUUUUAAGAAUAUAACUCUUAAUGCAUAUAUUUAGAUGAUACUGCUUAUUGUGCAAAAUGUCCUAUACCUUCAUUAUAAUAAUCAUUAAUUACUGACAAUAGUGAAUGUAAUGAAUGUCCUAAUAAUUGUAUUGCUUGCAGAGAAAGAAUGUAGGAUGAAAUUAAUAGAGUUAAUCCCUUUUUUAAUCCUGAUUUUGAAUAAUUUAAAAAAUACAGUAAUUAUUGCUAUAAAACAAUUUAACCAUAAAUUAAUCAAAAGAUUUAUAUUGAUUCAUUUUUUGGAGUUCCUAUUACUUGUGUUAAUGAUCCUAAUUCUAAAGGAUGUGAUAAAAAAAUAGUUAAAACAUUUAAUGUAUAUUGUGGAGAUAAAAAUGAUAUCCUUUAACCAAAUGAAAUAUAAUUGAAGGAUGUAUAUAAAAAAUAGAAAAAUAAAAUUGUUACUUUAUAUCUUUAAGGAUUAGAAAAUGCAUAAAUUUAUAAUGAAUACAAUUAGUUAACAAUUAACUAAAUAGAUAUUAAUAUUAAUUUUAUUUCUGAUAAUAAUGGUAUUUGUAACUUUGAUAAACCUAUAUAAAUUAAAUCAAGUUUUUAAAAGAAUAUUUUUACUUUAUAAAAAUUGUCAAUUAUUAUAAAUGGUCAAAAUUCAAUAUUUAAACAAAAUGGAAGAAUGAUACUCUUAGAUUAUUCUUAUGUCUAAAUUUCAAAUGUCAACUUCAAAGAUAAAACAUCUAGUAUAUUUGGAUUAGAGAUUUUAGGUAAGAUGACUAUGUUAACUAUGAUAAACUGUAAAAUUGUUAAAGAAAAUGUUGCAAGUUCAUUUAAUAUUGUAUUAUAAAAUACUAUAUUCCUCAAAUUAUAAUAAGUUGAAUUUGAAAAACUUAAAAAUGAAAAUUUCCUUAAGUAAACUUCAACUAAUUAAUUUAAAGAAUAAGGUCAAUAUAUAUUAGAAGAUGUUCAUGUAAAAGAUAGUGAAAUAAAUGAUAUUCUUAUUACUAUUAAUUAAAUAGGAGCUAAUAAUAUUAUAUAAAUCAAUUCUCUAAAGUUCUCAAAUACUAACAUUACUAAUACAGCUGUAUUUUCAGAUUUAAUUACAACUCCUAGUUACAGUGUAAUAAUAAAUGAUCUUAAAUUGAUCAAAUGUACAAUAACAAAUGGAAGCAUCUUUAAUUUAGCUUUGGUUAAAUCAUUCCAAGCAUAAAAUUUAGAAAGUAUAUUGACUUUAUACUAAAAAUGGUCUAAUUUUAUUAUAAGUACUACAUUCACAAUUGAAAAACUGUUUUGUUAUCAUUCCUUAUUUACUAAUCACUCUGAACUUAUUUCUUCAAACAAUUAAAUUUAUAAUUCAGAUCAGAAAUCUAGUAUUUUAUUAUUCACUUUCAAAUUGAUUACAUUUAGUAAUAAUAUUUGUUAAAAUAUUAAUUGUUUAAUAAUUAUUUCCACUCCUUUAAAUAAUUAUGGUAUAAGUUCCAAUAUUUAAAUUGAAUAAUUAAUAAUAUAAGAAUUGCAAAUCUAAUCUAUAAGUUAAAAGAAUAUUGAAAGAGUUUCAUCAGCCUUGAUUUCUCUUUAAAAUGUUGGAAAUAUCACUAUGAAUGAAUUAACAAUUAAAAAUACAUAAGGUUUAUCUAUAUUUUUUAUUGGAUAAUCAUAAUCCAUAGAGAUUAAUAAUGUAUACUAUUAUUUGGAAAUGUCAAAUGAUUUAUUGUAUGAAUAUGAUGAAUAAAUAAUAGAGAAUUUUGAAAUUGAUCCUAAUUUAGGUAAUUAUAUUAUUGUAACCAAUCCAGUCAAUAAUUUAUUACCUAAUUCACCUGAUUGUGCUAAUAGGAAACGAACAGCACAUUAAUUUAAUUCUUAUCUUAUAUACAUUGAAGGAUUUCAAGGAUCUAUUGUAAUAGAUAAUAUUGAAAUUUUUAAUUUAUUAUUUAUAGAUAGAUCUGCUAUAUUUAUUAAAUCUUAUUAAAACUUAUUAUAAAUGUAAAUGGAAACUAUUUUGCUUUAAAAUUUAAGUUUUGAUAAUAAUAGACUUGCAUCAACAUUAAAUGGAGAAGAGAUGAGUUUAAUAAUAAUUGAUUCAUAAUAAAAUUAAAACAUCACUAUAAUAAAUGCUUAAUAUAAUGAAAAUCAUUUACACUAAAUAACUGAUUCAUAAACAUCCCAAACACCAGCACUUAUAUUAAUUAUAUCUCCAAAUUCCAUACUUAAUUUAUAGAAUUCUUAUUUUAAUUAUAAUCGUAUUUCUAAAUCAACAAAUGGAUUAAUUUGGAUUAAAGUAGAUUAAAUUAUUCUUAAUAAUUGUUAUUUUUAAAAUACAAAUAUUUUAGAUAUUUAAUGGUUAGAUUAUUUAGAAGAAUAAUAAUUAACAAAAAGUGAUCCAUAAACAACCUUUAUAAAUCUAAGUAAUAUAAAUAUUGAUAAUUUUAGAAUAAUAUUUUUACAUUUUAUCUAAAGGAUCAAAUUUAUAUAUAAUAGGUAAAUUUAUAUAUAUUGAUAACAUAUAAAUUAUUGAAUCUUAUGGAUAAUCUGCUGCUGGAAUUUUCCUUGAAUUAUUAGAUGGAAUUGUCAUCAUCAAAUAAUCAAACUUUAAAAAUAUCUAAAGUAGUUUACAGUAAAUUGAUAAUACAGAAGGAGGAUGUUUAACAAUAAAUUCAGAUAGUUCUUAAAUGUAAUUGGAAUUACAUUCAGUAAUUAUGAAUAAUUGUACUGCAAGAAUUAGAGGAGGAUGCAUUCAUUUAUAUCCUACAAAAUUUAAAUAAAGCAUUUUAUUAAAAGAUUCAUAAUUUUAACUUUGCCAAUCUUUGGGAUAUUCCUUUUUCAGUAAUCCCUAUUUAGAAUCUACUGAUCAACCAAUAAUUGAAUUUUUGAACAUUUAUGUAGAAGAUAAUAAUUACAAUAACUUUAUUUAAAAUUUACCAGAUUUAUCAUUAUUAGAAUAAUUGUAAUUAACUAAGAAUUCUGGAAUUUAUUAUUAACAUACAGGAAAAUUAAUAAUUAGAAAUUCUAUCUUUACUAAUAUUAAAUAUUUAAGUAUCAUUAAAGCAAUUGCUAUGACUGAUAUAUUUAUAUCUCAAUGUGUAUUUACUAAAAAUAUUCUCUUUUUAAUGCCUCUUUUAGAUCUCUAAAUGACACCAACUGUCUCGAAUCAAAUAUAAAUUAUUGCAUCUGAAUUUAUAGAUAAUUGGUCUAUAAAUAUCAAUCCAAUUGUAAAUAAAUGUGAUGGAUUUAUUAGAAAAGGUCUCAAUUCAACCUUAGAUUAAUAAACUUGUGAUUAAAUUAUGUACAUUAUUGAUUUUUAGAAUUUUGUAAAUUAAGAUUAAAUAAUUUGGAAUAGUGAUGAAUAUUUAGAAUAUUAUUAUUAUCUAACUGAAUAAGAUAAGUAUGGAUCUAUCUAUUCAUAUAAUUUUUAUUAUGCUAAAAUUAUUCAAAUUGUUUAAAGAUUCAAUUCAACACCCAACAAUACUUUAAUCAAUUGUAUUCUCCAAAAUAUGUUAAAGUAUUAUAUUAUAAUAUAUAUUUAGUUUAACAUUAGAAGCUAAUUAAGAUAUAACCACUUCUAUAAUUACUAUAACUAACCUAUUUAGUAAUUCCUAAUUAAAAUUUGAAAAAAUUAGUAUCAUUUAAAAUAGAUGUUUAAGAUGUUAUGGAGGUUUAGUUUAAAUAUUGGGAAUUAAUAUUGGAAUCCAAAAAGAUACUAAAUUAUUUUUAACUCAUAUUAACUGUAAAGAUAAUCUCAUAGGUUAUUAUGGAUGUUUAUUAAUUUAAUAAUCAUAAACUAUAAAUACCUUUAUACCAAAUUAGAAUUUGAUAGAUUUGAAUGUUACCUAAUUUUCUAACAGAUUGUUGUAAUUAAGUUAAGAAUAAACUGUAUAAAUAGAUUUAUCGAUUUUUUCAUCCAAUCGAGCUAGUAUUGGAACUGCCAUUAGUUUAUUAGGGUUGAAUGCUUUAAUAAAAAAUAGCAUAUUCUCGGAUAAUAGUGCAAGUCUUGUUGGAGCUGGUGUUUAUUAUAUGAACAUUGGUGGAGAUUUAGAAACUUCAUUAUAUGUCUACAAUUUAUCAUUUUAAAGUAAUAAAGCAUAAGUUGGAGCAGCAUUCUACUUAAUUAAUAAAGAAUUAGCAAAUGUAAAUUCCUUAUUAAUUAAAUUUGAAUACAAUAAUGCAACAAUAUAAGCAAAUAAUAUUCAUGAGAAUUCAAGAAGAUAAACUCUUUAAAUGAAUGAGAAUUCUUAUUUUUAGAUUCAGAUAUAUCUAAAUCUAAGUGGAGAUGAGAAUCUUGAUGGAAACAUAGAUAGUAUUAAUAACAUUAUAAGGGAAAACAUAACUUUUGAUUAUCNUGUACAUUAUUGAUUUUUAGAAUUUUGUAAAUUAAGAUUAAAUAAUUUGGAAUAGUGAUGAAUAUUUAGAAUAUUAUUAUUAUCUAACUGAAUAAGAUAAGUAUGGAUCUAUCUAUUCAUAUAAUUUUUAUUAUGCUAAAAUUAUUCAAAUUGUUUAAAGAUUCAAUUCAACACCCAACAAUACUUUAAUCAAUUGUAUUCUCCAAAAUAUGUUAAAGUAUUAUAUUAUAAUAUAUAUUUAGUUUAACAUUAGAAGCUAAUUAAGAUAUAACCACUUCUAUAAUUACUAUAACUAACCUAUUUAGUAAUUCCUAAUUAAAAUUUGAAAAAAUUAGUAUCAUUUAAAAUAGAUGUUUAAGAUGUUAUGGAGGUUUAGUUUAAAUAUUGGGAAUUAAUAUUGGAAUCCAAAAAGAUACUAAAUUAUUUUUAACUCAUAUUAACUGUAAAGAUAAUCUCAUAGGUUAUUAUGGAUGUUUAUUAAUUUAAUAAUCAUAAACUAUAAAUACCUUUAUACCAAAUUAGAAUUUGAUAGAUUUGAAUGUUACCUAAUUUUCUAACAGAUUGUUGUAAUUAAGUUAAGAAUAAACUGUAUAAAUAGAUUUAUCGAUUUUUUCAUCCAAUCGAGCUAGUAUUGGAACUGCCAUUAGUUUAUUAGGGUUGAAUGCUUUAAUAAAAAAUAGCAUAUUCUCGGAUAAUAGUGCAAGUCUUGUUGGAGCUGGUGUUUAUUAUAUGAACAUUGGUGGAGAUUUAGAAACUUCAUUAUAUGUCUACAAUUUAUCAUUUUAAAGUAAUAAAGCAUAAGUUGGAGCAGCAUUCUACUUAAUUAAUAAAGAAUUAGCAAAUGUAAAUUCCUUAUUAAUUAAAUUUGAAUACAAUAAUGCAACAAUAUAAGCAAAUAAUAUUCAUGAGAAUUCAAGAAGAUAAACUCUUUAAAUGAAUGAGAAUUCUUAUUUUUAGAUUCAGAUAUAUCUAAAUCUAAGUGGAGAUGAGAAUCUUGAUGGAAACAUAGAUAGUAUUAAUAACAUUAUAAGGGAAAACAUAACUUUUGAUUAUCAUAUGAUUGGUAACUAUCCUGAAAAGACUAAUCUACUUAUCUUACCUUCAGGAUAAUCUAUUAAUACAUAUGAAUAUUUUUUUGAAGAUACCUAAGAAUACAUACCUUAUGAAUGGAUAUUUAGAGUGAUUAAUUUGAAUAGAUUCAAUGAACCUGUAGUUAAUGAUGAAGAUGGGGAUAAGUGUUAUAUAUUUGGUAGAAUACAAAAGUUCUAGAAUUAUUCUGAGAGUAUAUCUUUUACUAAUAACUUCACAAUUCCUAAUGAAAUGCAUUAUAACCAAAAUUUAAAAGGAUAUGUAUUAGAUGAUAUGUAAUUGUCUUUUGAUCCAUAUUUUGAUAAAGAUUUUUAUUUGGAAUUAAAAAGUAAUAAUAUUUUAUCAUAAAUUAGUUAAAUGUGAUAAAAUGGCUAUUCCAAUAUAUGCUAAUCCUCCAGAUUCUAAAAUUCUUGGUUACAAUAAAAAAUAUGAAUUAAUUUUGAAUGUGAGAACAUUUCCCUGCUAAAAAGGUGAAGUCUAUUAACUUGGUCGUUGUAUACCAUGUAGUCCAAAAUUAAAUUAAUAUUCUGUUACUAUUGGAUCUGUUUUAUGUUCUUAAUUUAAUUCUGACUACAUGAUAGCCAUAAAAAAAUCAUCAAUUUAGUUGAAACCUGGAUAUUGGAGACCUGAUUAUAAUAAUGACUAAUCUUUGUAUUGUGAAAAUUUAGAUUCUAAUUGCAAUGGUGGUUGGGUUCCUGGUAAUCCUUCUUGUUAUACUGGACAUAUAGGAGCAUUAUGUGAAUCAUGUGAUCUCUAUUAGAUAUAUAAUUACGAAAGUUAUACUUAAACUUCAUCAUAUAAAUGUGCAAAAUGUGGACCAACUAUGUAAUUAAAUUAUAUAGUUUUGGUGGUUACAUCUAUAAUAUCCUUUAUUUCAAUGGUUUUAGCAGUAAAAGGUAGUUAUGAAUCAUCAAUGUAAUUUAUUAUUGAAGAAAUUUUUGAAAUAUGGGGAGUAUUAUUAAAAAGUUCUGAGAGUAAUUUAGCUGUUUUGAUGAAAGUUCUGACUAAUUAUUUUUAAAUCAUUUAGUUUAUUGCUUCAUUUUAGAUAUCUAUUCCUGAUCUACUUAAAUAAACAACCAAGACUGGAGGCAAUCCUACUGAAAGUACUAACACAGCUAUGGAUUGUCUCUAUGUAACAAUGUCUGAUUUAGAUGUUUUAUAUUUUAGAAUGGUUUGGGCAUUCAUAUAACCAUUAAUAUAUUUGAUAGGUUUUUAUAUCAUCUAUUUUGUUGGAAUUGCAACUAAAAGGUUUCCAUACAAAAUUAAUAUUAUUACUACAGCACUUAUCUAUUAAUUCCUUUAUUUAUAGCCCACUUAUGUUGAAGGAUUUAUUGUCUUAGCAUCCUCUAGAACCAUAAGUGGUAUACCAUAUGUAUAGAGAGAUGUUGCAUAUAAAUAUGAUAGUGCAAUACAUUAAUAUUAUCUCCUAAGAUUUAUUAUACCUAUGUUAAUUAUUUGGGUCUUAUUGUUACCUUUAUUAUUUAUGUUUUUGGUUUACAAGAAUAGAGCCACAAUUAACACCAAAUAAACCAAAUUAAUUUAUGGAUUCUUCUAUCUAGAAUACUAAUUAAAUAGUUAUCUAUGGGAAUUUGUUAAAUUAUUUCAAAAGGAAUUCAUGGUUAUUAUUCUAGUUUAUUAUGAAGAUCAAGUUACUGUUAAAGGUUUGUUACUAGUAGUAGUAAUGUUUCUCUAUGGGUUUUACUAAAUUCAAAUAUCACCUUACAGUAAUAAGAGACUCAAUAUGUUAGAUAGAUAUUCAACUAUCAUUUUGUCAAUCUCUUUAGCUAUGGGAGUUUUAUUGAAAUCAUGUUAAGAUUCACAAUUUGGAUAUUUAGUUAUAAUAGUAUCUAUUUUAUUAAUCUUAAUAAAUGUUCCAUUCCUAUUGACAAUUAUAUAUUACAUUUUUGAAGGAUAUAUUAUUAAAUUGUCCCCAAUCCUCGAUAAAAUAAGGGAUUUCCUCAAUUAAAAAUAUCCAAAUUUAAGUAAAACGUAUCCUUGGUUAAGACCCUACUUAUAUAAUAAAGCUUAAAUGACUAUCAGAGUUAAGGCAUAUUGGGACAUCCUAAGAAAUGCUGUAAAAGACACCAAUCAAUUUUGUAAAGAACAUGAUUUAAAAUUUAAAAAGGUCUUCCCUCCUUAUGCAAAAAUAGAAGAAAAUGAGGGUAAUACCUUUGUGAAUAUUUCAAUUGAAACUAAGCCAAACUUAAUUGAAGAUAAAUAACCUUUAAUAAUUUAAGAUUCCUUUAUUCAAAUAAAUUAAGACAAUUCAUAAAAUUAACUACCAAGUGCAAUGAGAACCUAAAAUAUGCAAACCAAUGGAGUAGUGUAGUUAGGUUAAUUUUUUACUUCAUCAUUCAUGAUUAACGAAUCUUAAGAACCUAUACCCAUUACAGGCUAAGGUUUUGAACAAUGGCCAGAUUAAACUUAGUAUUAAGGAUUAAUUGUUAAUGGUAAAAAAUAAGGAAAAGGAGUUUUAAUUUGGCCAUUCAAAGAAAAUGAAAAGUAAUAAGAAUAGUAUGAGGGCGAAUUCUUUAAUAAUCUAUUCGAUGGUUAUGGGGUAUAUAAAUGGAGUGAUGGUAAAGUAUAUGAAGGAGGAUGGAAAGAAGGCAAGAGACAUGGGUAUGGAAAAUAUCAAGGGAUAAAUUAAUAGUAUGAAGGAGAGUUUUAGAAUGAUUAAUAUUAAGGAUACGGAAAUUUGAGCAUUGGAGAUAAGAUAAUUUCAGGAUAAUUUGUUAAAGGUAAAAUGGAUGGAGAAAUGAAUGUUAUAAUUGGCAAAAAGAAAAGGAGAGGAAUUUGGAGAGAUGGAGUGUUUGAGAAGUGGAUUAAUUGA